GCAGCGGGUCCGGCAGAGACCACGUCCACUGUCUGUCCCUCUUGAGCGCGGAGACACCACAGAGAUCAUCUAACAUCAUCCCCUGCCUUGCCUCCAGUGCGUGUCUCUGAGUUUGUGUUUGAUAUGCACAUUCACAAGUGUGUGUAGCUUGUGGAGUGCGUGUGAGUGUGUGUGUGUGUGUGUGUGUGCGUUAUACCUGUGAGGUGAAGACAUGGGUACGGUGGGAGCAGAGCGCCGCAGGCCCACGCCGGUCCAGACUCCUGAGGAGAGGGAUGUGUGGCGGGAUGGAGGGAAAGCCGGAUGGAGGGAUGUCGGUAGGGAAGGCUGGAGGGAAGGACGAGAGAGCAGCGUGGUGCAGAGCUACAGCUUCGACUCGUACCAGCUGGAGGAGGAGGAGAUCAAUAAAGAUGCCCCAGAGCGAGGAGUGCUGGCUCUGUCUGAACCUGACUUUGAGGAGCCAAUUCCUGACGACCGUUACCAUGGCAUCUACUUUGCGAUGCUAUUGGCUGGAGUGGGUUUCCUGCUUCCCUACAACAGUUUCAUUACGGAGGUGGACUACCUGCACAGCAAGUUUCAAGGCUCAUCUAUAGUGUUUGACAUGAGUCUGACGUACAUCCUGGUGGCGCUGUUGGCCGUCAUCCUCAACAAUGUGCUGGUGGAGAGACUCAGCCUGCACACCAGGAUUACAGUGGGUUACAUCUUAGCCCUGGGGCCGCUGGUCUUCGUCAGCGUCUUUGAUGUCUGGCUUGCAAAAUUCACCACCAGACAGGCUUACAUCGUCAACCUCGUAUCAGUGGGAGUCGUAGCCUUUGGAUGCACAGUGCAGCAGUCCAGUUUCUAUGGUUACAUGGGGAUGCUGCCCAAGAGGUACACACAGGGGGUGAUGACUGGAGAGAGCACAGCUGGAGUGAUCAUCUCCCUCUCUCGCAUCUUCACCAAGCUGCUCAUAUCCGAUGAGAGGAGGAACACGCUCAUCUUCUUCCUAGUCUCCAUUGCCAUGGAGAUGCUUUGUUUCCUGCUGCACCUGCUGGUCCGACGUUCCCAGUUCGUACGCUACUACACCAACCACGCCCAGGGCAAAUGCCCGGGCAAAAGCCAUGACCCGCGUGACAAUGGGACUGGAUACAGAGUCCACCACGAUGUCACUGCAGAGGAAGUAAGAUUUGGAAAUGGUGGUGCAGGACCGUCCACCACAGAAGAAGGUGUUGAGGACUUUGUGGGCGGCACCUAUGUGCGAUUUGAUGCCCCAAAGGUCAAGAUAAGAAGAAGCUGGCCUGGUGUCCGUGACAUGAUCUUGCAUCGUUACGUGGUGUCACGUGUGAUCUGGGCGUACAUGUUAUCCAUAGCGGUGACCUACAGCAUCACUCUAUGUCUUUUCCCUGGGCUGGAGUCAGAGAUUCGAAACCCCACCCUCGGGGAAUGGCUCCCAAUCCUCAUCAUGGCCACCUUCAACAUGUCGGACUUUGUCGGCAAGAUCCUGGCAGCACUGCCGUAUGACUGGUCUGGAGGCCGCUUGCUCUUCUUCUCCUGCCUCCGUGUUAUCUUCAUCCCUCUCUUCGUCAUGUGCGUGUACCCGGCCAGCUCACCCACUCUACCCCACCCUGCCUGGCCCUGCCUCUUCUCCCUCUUAAUGGGAGUCACCAAUGGAUACUUUGGCUCUGUGCCUAUGAUUCAGGCUGCUGGCAAAGUGCCGCCCGAGCAGAGGGAGCUGGCAGGUACGCUACUCUAAUCAUUUUUACACUGAUUGAUAAUAUUGAAAUAUUAACUUUGACACAACUAAGUGAUGUUUCUUCUUUCAAGGUUGAACGUGUUCGUUGUUACAAUCAUUUCUCAUACAAAAGAAAUCCUGUUUUAUCUCUUUUAUGGUAAGCUGUAAGAACAGUGUUUGUUGAGUUCCUUUAUAAGACCUCAGGUUUAGGUUAACUUU
Molecule: messenger RNA, 1927 nt
Organism: Solea senegalensis (Senegalese sole)
Lineage: Eukaryota; Metazoa; Chordata; Actinopteri; Pleuronectiformes; Soleidae
Gene: slc29a4a
Product: solute carrier family 29 member 4a
Exons: 10
Coding region: 212-1729 (505 amino acids)
Biological process (GO): nucleoside transmembrane transport
Cellular component (GO): plasma membrane
Molecular function (GO): monoamine transmembrane transporter activity; nucleoside transmembrane transporter activity
Source: RefSeq, a predicted model, not a curated record